This is a messenger RNA of Babesia microti strain RI, 273 nucleotides long. Its product is annotated as U3 small nucleolar RNA-associated protein 5. The record is from RefSeq and is a predicted model, not a curated record. Gene Ontology annotation, cellular component: ribosome. Bases 1 to 273 code for a protein of 90 amino acids. NCBI's taxonomy places the organism in Eukaryota, Apicomplexa, Aconoidasida, Piroplasmida, Babesiidae. Gene Ontology annotation, molecular function: structural constituent of ribosome. The transcript is spliced from 2 exons. Gene Ontology annotation, biological process: translation.
AUGUGGCAUAGGGGAUCUUUGACCCUAUUUUGCAACUCCUGUAGAUACGUCAUUCGUCGUUGGCAUGUACCAAUUUUAGGAGUGGAUUGCAAUUCUAAUCCUCGACAUAAACAGGCACUAUCAAAUCCACCUCCAAGAUCCCGUGGCGUGCCUAAACAUUUAUCACCUUAUAUUUUCAGUAAACAAUACCCAAAACAUCCAUACUGGCGUACAGACGCUAUCUUCCUGUCAAAUUCAUCACUCAAAUAUAGAAUACAAUCACGAAGACAUUAG